This is a messenger RNA of Pseudozyma hubeiensis SY62, 711 nucleotides long. RefSeq lists its product as hypothetical. The transcript has 2 exons. The record is from RefSeq and is a predicted model, not a curated record. NCBI's taxonomy places the organism in Eukaryota, Fungi, Basidiomycota, Ustilaginomycetes, Ustilaginales, Ustilaginaceae. The coding region runs from base 1 to 711 and encodes 236 amino acids.
AUGUAUGAGACAUUGUAUUCGACUGAUGUCGAGCAGACGGAAGUGGUAGUUGUGUCGGUGGAAAUGCGAGUAAUGCCGACGAGAAAGGCUCGACGAAUGACAAGGAUCCGACCCGCGGGCCACACUCUUCGUGCACACCGGUCAAUUCUCGUCGGAUGGUUCAGGGAGCGUCGCAGCACGAGGGUGCCGCGUAUGCCGAGGAAUAGCAGCGCGGACGGAAAGAUCCGCUCCUAUAUCGGUCGCUGCAAUCUGUCCGUCACAUGUUUUGCAUUCGACGCAGCAUCGAAAAAAAGUGUAUCCGAUCGAGAGGAGUGGUUGGAAUUCGACAACUCCACCUGCGUCACAAAAUGCGAGCCUACGAAUUUGGCUGCGUCGCAAGAGAAUGUGGUUCCUAGAGUCGAGCCAGCAAGCGGACGGAUCAAGCCGUCGUCGCUCAUUUCCUGGCUUUUCCGGCUCAGAAGAGAGGAUGGAAGAACAAUUUCUUCCUGCCCUCGGCCCAUCUGCCCAGACGCAGUUUUCGAGAACCGUCAUCACAGCAGCACACUGCGGACGUACUCUGACACACACGCACACACAACACCGACAGGCACGUUGACUUUGGCUGUCGGCCCUGUUCGUCCUUCUCCACAAGCCGGCUCUUCCAUCCGAACACCUUCCUCCUCUUCCAUUUCCACCUUCCUCAUCAACUUCGCUGUCGUUAUUCGAACUUAG